Batrachochytrium dendrobatidis JAM81 is the source of this 1929-nucleotide messenger RNA. RefSeq lists its product as uncharacterized. Gene Ontology annotation, molecular function: oxidoreductase activity; chitin binding. Lineage: Eukaryota; Fungi; Chytridiomycota; Chytridiomycetes; Rhizophydiales. The transcript has 2 exons. The record is from RefSeq and is a predicted model, not a curated record. The coding region runs from base 1 to 1929 and encodes 642 amino acids.
AUGCAUUACUUGUCGGUUGCUGCUAUGACUCUGGUUGCUACGUUUGUAGCUCCAGUGGCUGCUGCCUCUCGAUGUGGUCCAGGUCGAGGUGUUUGCCCAGGUCGUAAAUGCUGUUCUGCUAGAGGAUUUUGUGCUAUCACGGCCAAGCAUUGUGGUGUUGGAUGCCAAACGCCAUUCGGAUAUUGUUUCGAUCAUCCAGAUAGACAAAGAAGACACAAAAAGCCAGGAUCAAAGCUUAGUUCAACUAGACCAACUUCCAAAAAACCUGCAGCCAAAAAAUCUACGGUCAAGAAAUCUGCUGCCAAGAAACCUGCAGCCAAGAAAUCUGCUGCCAAGAAAUCUGCUGCACGGAGACCUGCUACCUCAUUAGUGGCCGGACCUAGUGCCAAUUCUAGACAAACGCGUCGUCAUGUUGGACCUCGAUGUGGUCCAGGAUUUCCCAUGUGUGCCAAUGGUGGAUGCUGCUCAUCACAAAAUGUAUGUGGAUUAGAAACGGACAUGUGCGAAGCGGGAUGUCAAUCUCAAUACGGCGAGUGCAUGCCAGGACCAUAUAGAGCUAUACCAAAGUCGGUCAAUCAUCAAAGUAGCAGAAUGAGACUUCGCAACCGUCCAUGCACCAAUCCAUCUAUCCGAAGGGAAUUCCGCGAACUUACUCAACGACAACGAGCAGAUUAUAUUAGAGCAAUUCGUUGUCUUCAAACAACACCCUCUACGUAUAAUCGUGAAUAUGGUAGCCUGUCACUUUUUUCGGAUUUGAUGUUCACUCACUACAUUUCCUUCGAAUUCGCCCAUCACACCGCCAUGUUUCUACCAUGGCAUCGUGUGUUUAUGCAAACUUUUGAGGAUCUCAUGCGUGAUAGAUGCGGUUACAAAGGCUCUAUGGCAUACUGGGACUGGUCACUUGAUUCCCAGGCACCUGAACGAUCAGAAGUAUGGAGUCCCAAUUUUAUGGGCGGAAAUGGUGACCCAGUAACUAAAUGCGUUACUAAUGGUCCGUUUGCUGGCGUCAGGACGCAAACCCAUCAAUGCAUUCGUCGUGAUUUUGUACUUUCCGAAAACAUGUAUUCCAGUUACUACCCUCCCAGUGUUAUCGCUUCUACAUUAAUGAUAACCAGUUUUUUGGAAUUCAGUUACGCUAUUGAGCAAAGAAUUCACAAUCUCCUGCAUUAUGCAGUUGGUGGUGAUAUGCACGACUCUACCAUAAGUUCUAAUGAUCCCAUUUUUUUCCUUCAUCAUACCAAUAUUGAUCGUCUCUACUCUAAAUGGCAAGACAUGCAUCCCCAUCAAAAGUAUGAGUACUCGGGAAAGAGGACCAAAGAAUCGACGUAUUCAAAUGCACGCACCACCGAUCAUAUUCGCAUGUGGGGUAUGGGUCCAGAUCACCAAGUCAAGGAUGUUCUUAACACUAUGGGUGGUGGUAGAAUGUGCUAUAGAUACUCCAAUUCAGUCGUAUUAAGACCAUUACACUUGAGAAAACGAUCACCAGUUCCUGUUGGCACUUCGUCAGAUGAAACUGUGCCGAUUGAAAGAUCGGGAAUUCCAGUAUCUGGAGAAGGGAAAGUAGAAGUUCGUGUCAAAAGGUUGAAAAAGGGACAGAUUCUUCCAACUACCGAUAGAAAGGAUCAAUUCCACCUUCGGGCUCCUGUUACUCUACCGGAUGGCUAUUAUACCAAAAUGAAAGUCGGUCAAAAAGAAAUGAGGAAUAUACACAGAACAGGCAAAAAAAUUGACCAAACAAUUUGUGCACUCAAUGACCUUACAGAUUCUGGGAAAUAUAUAUCGCCAUCUGCUUUGGCGAUGUCACAGAGCAGUAGUUUUGGCUAUUUUCCAGCAACUAAUGAAGAGGCAAAGGUGCGAGAUGAUAUUCUAACAUCAGCAGUCGAAACAGUCCAAACUCGAAUUGGAAGUAUAUGGACCACAGACAAAUAA